CUCGGAACCUCCAAAUCAAAUGGUCAAAGUCGAUAGCUAUCUGUUCACCUAUAAUAAUAAGCUCUCUCAGUGAUGUAAAUUAUAAUUAAUAUUUUCAAGAAGUAUAUAAUAUUAUUUAACCAAAAAAGAAGACGAUGAAUUUAGUAUCGAAUGGAGAAACAACCGCAGUGAGAGAGCAUAGAGAGAGAAAGCAGAGAGAGAAAGCAGAUCUGGUUUUGGGUCCGGCGUACGGCCGGCGCGUGAGCGUUCGUGCCGUCGCCGGAGCCCAUUUUCUUUAGGUUAAAAUCGUUUCCCGACUUCCUUUUCACCUCCUCUUCCUAUUCAUUUUGUCGGAGCUCUGUCCAGUUCCAAACCGGAGUGGUCAACUCGGGGAGUGAACAGAUCCACAUGGUGGCGCGGUGGCUGGAGUAACGACGCGACUGGGUGAAGGGUGAGGUGGGGUGAUGUCGGUUUGUCAGAUUAGGGUUUCCCGGGAGGUGGAGGCUCCUUCAGAUCCAUCGCCGCCGGUCUAGUUUCCGGGAGGCGGAGGCUUCGUUAGCUCCGCUUUCGCCGGCUUGGGUUUCCGGGGGGUGAAGGCGGUCUUUGCCUUGCGCCGCCGGCUUUUAGUCCCCUAGGUUUGUUAGGGUUUUGUUUUUAUCUCUGGUUUUUGCGGUUUCAGUUUGGUCUAGUUGGAGGAGUUCGCGUCGGAAGCCGUUCGAAGUUCUCCGUUGUUGAAGGUGUGGUUCUGCCGGCGAAGCUUUCUUCCCAGUUCCGGUGACGAAAGGAGGCGGAUGAGAUCUCGGUUUACCGAUUGAUCUAUCCACUAUUGGGAACUCGCGGUUGGAAGUGUUUGCGGCGAUGAGGCUUGGAAGCCAGUGAGUUACGGUUCUUCCGGUGGAUCGUCGGUUUGAUCACCGGGGACGGCUGGAAACGGGGGCACGCCGUGAGCGAACGGAGGCACCGUUUUUAGUUUUCUCUAGGGUUUCGUUUGGUGGACCUUGGGCUUUUUUGUUGUAAUUCUGGGCUUGGCCCUUUUAGUAAUAAUAUCAACUCUUGACGGAAAAAAAAAAAAAAAAUUUAGUAUCGAAUGUUUAAUAUAAAAACGGACACCAUAUUUAAAUAUGCUGUACCCUUUUUGAUUUUUCAGUCUCCAUCAAUCCUCAAAGUUCACAUUCAGACUACAGACAACGUAAAUAAAAAGGCGUACCAUCUUUGCUUUUUCUUUUUAUUUCCUCGCGCACUUUCCACGCAUUAUUACACCAAAAGAAAAGAAAAUCUGCAUACACAAUCUCACACAUCUCUCUCUCUACGAGCUCUAGAUAUCAAAACUCAUUUCUUGAUCUUCAAAGAGCUCCUCAGUUCAAAAUAUCAAAGAACUUUUUUUCUGUGUUGUUGUUUUGUUGUAUUAUUGAAUACACAUACAAUCCUAUAUUUGGUAUAACAUGUGAUGAGAUCUCCUCACAUCAUCAAUCCACUUCUUCUCUUCUUCUUCCUUUCUCUAGUCCUUCAAAGCCAUCAAAGAACCACUGAUCAAACUCAUAGGACCGGCUCCACUGAUCAACACGUCAAUGAUGUGGCGGUGACUUCGCCAGAAGGGACAAGAAGAGAGAAGUUUCGAGUUCGGCGGCCCAUGACCGCAUGGCGGAAGGGGAAGAUGCUCAAUGACAAUGAACACGGAGUCCCAAGUGGUCCAAAUCCCAUCUCCAAUAGGUAGAAAUGUGUAAAAUGUUUAUUACAGAGCUUGUUGUAUGAAUAUUUUGCCUAGUAUUCUAGUGUAUCUCUUUGCUUAUGAGGUCGCACGUACAAAAGUCAUCGAAUGUUACCUGACUUUUAUUCAAAGUUUCAAACU
Messenger RNA from Brassica napus (rape), 1828 nucleotides. RefSeq names its product CLAVATA3/ESR (CLE)-related protein 42-like. The record is from RefSeq and is a predicted model, not a curated record. The coding region runs from base 1427 to 1693 and encodes 88 amino acids. The transcript has a single exon. NCBI's taxonomy places the organism in Eukaryota, Viridiplantae, Streptophyta, Magnoliopsida, Brassicales, Brassicaceae.